CAAGAUAUGGACUAUAUGAGAAUCUUUAGUGUUUUGGCUGUAGCAUUAUGGAUCAUGAGAGGGGUUGAUUCUAGGGUUUUCGGAGGACGAGGGAUCGAAAAAUAUGUUACUUUCGGCCAGAACUAUGUUGUUACGUGGGGACAAAGUCAUGUUUCCACACUCCACUCUGGCCAAGAAGUUGAUCUCUACAUGGAUCAAUCUUCAGGUGGUGGGUUUGAAUCCAAGGACAGCUACGGAUCAGGUCUCUUCCAAAUAAGAAUCAAAGUCCCCGGAGGAAACACUGGCGGCAUCGUCACCGCUUUUUACUUGACAUCGAAAGGAGGUGGUCACGACGAGAUUGACUUCGAGUUUCUUGGGAACAACUACGGUAAACCCGUAACGUUACAGACAAAUCUGUUUCUGAAUGGAGAAGGAAACAGAGAAGAAAGGUUUAAUCUUUGGUUCAAUCCAACUAAACACUACCACACUUAUGGGAUUCUUUGGAACCCUUACCAAAUUGUGUUUUACGUGGACAACAUCCCAAUAAGAGUAUACAAAAACGAAAGAGGCUUAAGCUAUCCAUCAAAGCCUAUGCAAGUCGAGGCUAGUCUAUGGAACGGUGACGCUUGGGCCACUGAUGGAGGUCGGACUAAGGUUAACUGGUCAUACUCUCCUUUCAUUGCCCAUUUCCAAGACUUCUCUCUAUCAGGCUGUAACAUAGAUGGUCGGAGUAAUAACGUCGGAGCUUGUGAAUCCUCUAACUACUGGUGGAAUACAGGCGAGUAUCAAAGAUUAAACGGACAUGAACAACAGAUGUAUGAGCAUUUCAGGAGCAAGUACAUGAACUAUGACUAUUGUACUGAUCGUUCUAAGUACCAAACUCCUCCUAGAGAAUGUUAUUACCACUGA
Messenger RNA from Capsella rubella, 888 nucleotides. RefSeq names its product xyloglucan endotransglucosylase/hydrolase protein 3. The transcript has 4 exons. The record is from RefSeq and is a predicted model, not a curated record. The coding region runs from base 7 to 888 and encodes 293 amino acids. Lineage: Eukaryota; Viridiplantae; Streptophyta; Magnoliopsida; Brassicales; Brassicaceae. Gene Ontology annotation, biological process: xyloglucan metabolic process; cell wall biogenesis. Gene Ontology annotation, molecular function: xyloglucan:xyloglucosyl transferase activity; hydrolase activity, hydrolyzing O-glycosyl compounds. Gene Ontology annotation, cellular component: cell wall; apoplast.